AUGGCAAAGUACAACGUUAUUAAAAGGGAAAUCUGUGUCUUGCCCUGAUCUGGAGUACGGCAUAUUCUAUCUGAAAAACAGUUACUUUGUCUGUAUGAUACUAAAACCUUAAUACCUUGAAAAACAUGCAAUCUUACAGUGAGCAGGGUCGCCUCUCCACUGAUCUGACCUGUAACUUAGACAGACUGAUGGAUAAGUUUAUGCUAUAGUGUACAUUUCAUUUCAAGCAAAGCAGUAACAUCUCCAUAGUGGACUCUCAACUGAAAAAGUGUCCUGCGUAACACACCUCUAAACUUUAACCUACACCUUAAAAGUGUUUUUACAUGGAAAUCAUUAAUACUUAAAUAUUAUAUGUUGUAAUGUGUUUAAUAUAGAAAUUGCGUGAGUGCAUUCUCUAACUGUCAAGGUUUUUUUUUAACAGGAAACAUGGUUGAGUGACAAGAAACAUUUUGCAUUUUGUGUUAACUGUGAAGAGGAAGUUUAACAUUUAGUGAGUUUGUCUUCUGGUUGGUGUGUCUGGUAAGCAGAAAAGCAUGGCACUAGUGGCCAGGUGUACGAAUGUGUUAACUCAAAUGUUACUACUUUUACUGCUUUGUUCAGUUGUCCUGCCUGCUUGCGAAGAGAACUCAAAAUUGAAAGUCACGAUGCCGAAGUUACUUAAAGCCCUGAGUGGAUCAUGUUUACAAAUCCCCUGCACCUUUACACCUUUGCCUCACGUUAAUUUAUCUGUGUUUGGUGUUUGGAUGAAAAAUGAUCAUCAAUUUGGCCCGAAUCCAGGAAAUGUGAUCUUUAACAGCAGUCUGCAGAACAGUCCGUAUCCAAUGGAAAUGAACAUUAAUGACCUGAAAAACAAGAACUGUACGACUUUGUUCAAUAAUUUAACCUCAGAAUAUUCAAACAGAUAUUACUUCAGGAUUGAAAACAGACCUUUUCUAGCUACAGAUAUUUGUGACCCUCUUAACAUAACAGUCACAGACUCUCCCUGGAGCCCCACAGUAAAAGUCUCUGGUAAACAGACAGAGACAGAGGUGGUGACUAUAACCUGCUCAGCUGUCACUCCCUGUCCACACGCCCCUCCUCAGCUCACAUGGGACCUCCACCAAGACACUGCCCACAUCACAGAGACCAACACAGACGGGACAUUUACCACUAAAAUCACACAGAACAUCACUCUGACAGACGCCCAUGAUGGACUAAUGAUAAAGUGUAAUGCAUCGUAUCCUGUGAGUGGAGGAUUCAAAAUGGCCGACAGUAACAUCACUCUCAAUGUCUCAUAUGGUCCUAAAAACACCUCUGUUGAGGUCAGUGCGUCCGGUUCACUGUCAGCAGGUCAGUCAGUGACACUGAGCUGCUCCAGCAGAGCCAAGCCUCCUGUCCACCUCUUCACCUGGUUCAGACACAGCUCACAGGGACCAGUCAAUGUCAGCCAGGGACACACGUACAGCUUCAACUUCACUGAAGAGGGACAGUACUAUUGUGUGGCCUCAAACACAUUUGGAAACGAAUCAUCUCCAGACAUUACACUGAGUAUAACAGAAACAAACACCCUUUCUGCUAUUCCGUGGGAGGCCAUUCUUGGAGCAGGUAUUGGACUCAUAAUAGUCUUCUGCCUGGCUGUGUUUUUUAUGUCUGUCAGAUCAAAACGCAAGGCUGCAGAAGAAUCACAAACAAUAACACUUGUGAAGACUGAUAAAGCAGAGGAAGAGGAAGAUAUGCAUUAUGGGGAAAUAGACUUUUCUAAUUUGAGCCCUAAAGGCAUCUUAAACAUAGAACAAGAGGAAACCGUGUACUCUCAGGUACGAGUGUCAAAAGCUGAAAAUGCCACCACACAAGCCCCUGAUGUGGAUGAACUUUAUGCAAAUGUUAACAAGAACUGAUAAUGUGCUCCUGUCUUUAAAGUGGGGAUGGGUAAUAUAUCGAUUCCAAUAUUUGUAUCAGUUUGAUUUUGAAGAUUUAGCCGAUAUUUUGCACCGAUAUAUUUCUAACGUCUCUGCGUCUCAUAUUCAGUUUGUUCUCCUCCGAUUUGUUUUUUUGAACAGACUAAUGAUAAAAAUGGAAAUACACCAUCAUGUCACAGUUGUUUACAAAUUAUUAUGUGACCCCAAAUUUUAAAAAGUAUUAUCAUUUUUACAAAAGUUAAUUUGUGAACCAUCUCUUGCUUAAAUUAACUUAACACACACAAAAAAAAUCCAUAUUGUACCACACCUACUUUAAAGGUCCUGUAUUAUGCAAACUUAACUCUUGUGAGCUUUUAUCAAUGUUAUAAUGUUGUUACCUGGAGUUGUGUUUUGUUUUAUUCAUACAUUCAUUGCUCAAAAUGCCCUGUUCCAUGAAGUGGUAGUUUUCGAGUUUAUAUCGACCUUUUACCUUUAUUUCAGUAGACAUUGACAAUUCCAAGGCUGAAAUUAUCCAAAUGAGCUUAAUGAAUGUAUAUGGAGUUUAAAAACACAGUGGAGCACUUCCUGUAUUACCACAUGGCAUAACAAGUUGGACCAGAGUGUUUUCUGUUUGAGGGAAGAACUGUGCAUAUGCAGUAAAUUAACCUUAACAGGAGAGAAGCAUUGUGUCAGGUUGUAGCAUUAGAGCUCAUUUCCACCUGUCGUCCCUGGUGCAUGUUUUUUAAGGUAUGCAGGUAUUAAACAUGUGUGAAUGAAAAUAACAUCAUACAGGUCAUUUAAAGGUGUGGCAUUUUCAUGUUUUGUAUUGCCCUGUAUUGUUUGUUGAGCUUUUGCAACUUGCAUUUUGGACAUAUUAGCAACAUAAUACAUGUGUAAUGAGCUUUGCAUUGAUUUUCAUUUUAUGUAUUUGAAUAUUUUAUGAGAAUAAUAAAAUGUUGUAAUCAUA
Messenger RNA from Boleophthalmus pectinirostris (great blue-spotted mudskipper), 2844 nucleotides. Its product is annotated as sialic acid-binding Ig-like lectin 12. The record is from RefSeq and is a predicted model, not a curated record. The transcript has 8 exons. NCBI's taxonomy places the organism in Eukaryota, Metazoa, Chordata, Actinopteri, Gobiiformes, Gobiidae. Bases 534 to 1877 code for a protein of 447 amino acids.